Anguilla rostrata (American eel) is the source of this 2576-nucleotide messenger RNA. It is a transcript of the gene apip, whose product is annotated as APAF1 interacting protein. NCBI's taxonomy places the organism in Eukaryota, Metazoa, Chordata, Actinopteri, Anguilliformes, Anguillidae. Gene Ontology annotation, cellular component: cytoplasm. The coding region runs from base 357 to 1091 and encodes 244 amino acids. The transcript is spliced from 7 exons. The record is from RefSeq and is a predicted model, not a curated record. Gene Ontology annotation, molecular function: methylthioribulose 1-phosphate dehydratase activity; metal ion binding.
AUUCCUUAUUGGGGCUAGGUACAUUCCCAACGAGAGCGCUGAUUAGCAAGCCAGUUACAUAUGAAUGCCUAUGCAGUUUUCCCAUUUGAAAUACAGUGUUAUACUGCUUAAACUAAUACUAUUAGCUACUUAUACUGCGAUUCUAUUCUAAAACUAUUUCUGUGUUCAGUCAGAUUUAACCUUGGAACCACAAACUGCGACCGUUCAAUGCAUGCGUGUUUACUAGCUACGCCAUUUCCGUAACUAACAGUUAGCUAGCUAGCCUGGUUUAUAAUCAGUUAGGCUGUCUGGUCAACUAUAUUGGCAACAUACGUUAUUAAAAUAAAUAAAUAAAAAUAAAGUUACUGGCUGUAGAGAUGUCGUCAGCGUGUGGCAAUGGUGACAUUAAUGGGAAAGGUGCAGAAUGUCCUCAGCCUUUGGACAAGGAGCAUCCCAGGUUGUUGAUCCCUGAGCUCUGUAGACUUUUCUAUCAGCUGGGAUGGGUGACGGGAACAGGUGGAGGAAUAAGCCUGAGGCAUGGAGACCAUAUUUAUAUUGCGCCCUCUGGCGUCCAGAAGGAGAGGAUACAGCCAGAGGACAUGUUUGUGUGUGACGUAGAGGAGAGGGAUCUCAGCUGCCCACCACCCUGGAAGAAGCUCAAAAAGAGCCAGUGCACCCCCCUUUUCAUGAAUGCCUACACUAUGAGAGCGGCUCAGGCGGUGAUACAUACACAUUCCAAGGCUGCGGUCAUGGCAACCCUGAUGUUUCCUGGCAAGGAGUUCUGUAUCACCCACCAGGAGAUGAUAAAGGGAAUUCGCAAAGGUACCUCUGGCACAAACUACAGGUAUGAUGAUACCCUAGUGGUGCCGAUCAUUGAGAACACACCUGAAGAGAAGGACCUGAAGGAACGCAUGGCUCAGGCCAUGGAGGAGUACCCAGACUCCUGUGCAGUCCUGGUUCGUCGCCAUGGGGUCUAUGUCUGGGGGGAGUCAUGGGAAAAGGCCAAGGCCAUGUGUGAGUGCUAUGAUUACUUGUUUGAUAUUGCUGUUCAAAUGAAGCAGUGUGGCUUGGACCCCACGUCACUUCCAACAGAAGACAAAGGAAUCCUUUGAAAUGCCAUAAACGCUGGAUGUUUUUUUUCUGGGAAGACUAGGGUUAAAGAAAAUAUCACAUGUCUGUUUUGCAUGUGUACUCAGUGCUUUUAAUAUAAACAUUUUAACUAAAAGCCUUUGGAACUCACUACAGAUGCCGGAUAAUUAAGUACUGGCAAAAUUUGAGCAUGUACAAAGACAGACUUCACAAAGACCACUGAUUUACAUGCAAAAAUAAGCUCGACAACAGUGUGAGAAACCCCCUCAACUUUUAAAGGUGGAACCUAACACAAUUAGACUUAGAGGUACCCUGGUGUUUGUGUUAUUGACAUAAACACUGAUUUAAGAAACUUCUUUUUGUGAUUGAAUGUGUUAGUAUAAACCUAACAAUAUAUACACAGACCAGUUGGAGUGUAGAAUGCAAAAAAAAAAAAAAAACCCAUGAGAAUAAACCUCAAACACAAAACAAGAUGACACAAGAAACACACCACACCCCCUCCCCACCCCAACUGUUGUAGUGCACUAUUUGGCCACUAGAGUGAGUAACAUCCCAGGUAUGAAAAGCGAAUGUGUUGAACUCGUAAAAGUAUGUAAACAAAAAAAAAAAAAAAACAUUUUUUGAAAUUGCAUCUGUAAACUGGUUCUCAUUACUGUCUGUUACUAAUGUACCUCACUAGGCUUGUCAUUUCUGUGAUGCACAAACAGUUCUUGAGAAAUGUAUUUAUAAUCUGUUUGCAGAUAAUCCAUCUUGGGAGAAAAUAUAGAAUGUGCUAAAUGUAGCUAGUAUGCAGUAAGCUUGAAACUUGCUCAAAUAAGUUCAAAUAAGUUUUGGAUACUGAUAAAUUAAUUGAAAAGAGAUUCAUUUUUAGACAUAGCCACCAAAUGGUAAACAAGACACAUAUUUGAAUGACAGAUAUUUUUCAAUGUUAGAGUACUUAUGCCAAAUAAAGAUACUUUGACAGUGGUAAUAAGCUGAAGCCAUUUUCUGGAAAAAUGCCCGUUUGUCACAUGCCCUUGUAUAUAAUUGCAACAGCCAGUUAUGCAACAGAAGCAGGACAGUUUAAUGUCCAUAAUUUGUUCCCUGAUCCCAGGAGUUUAGGCUCAAGGAGUAAAACAUAGUUAAAAUUGAUUGAAAUAGUUAAACAGAAUAUUAGUUAAUAAAUUAUGAGCACACAAAUGUUUCUCAUUCUUCCAUUUCUGCAUCGGUAUAUUAACAUUUGGUAAUAGAUGUUUUGUACCAUCAUGGUAACAAUCAAUACUAAUAGAGUUUAACGAUAGAGUUUUGGCUCCACAAAAAAUAUUUUAAAAAAAUAGCAGACAACCUCUUGUAUCACCGUAAUGUAGAAAUACUGGAGUCCAAAUGAUCUAAUUCCAGCUAUCCUUCUUCAAGGCAGUGUGUCAUGAUGUCUUAUGGUUUUGCAGUGUAAUUUCAUGUAGACAACAAAUUGCAUUGAAAGUACAUAAGGGCAAACAAUGUAUUAAACUAAGAAUAUGCAUAUCUCAAAA